GAGGGAACGGCUCUCCAGAAUGGAUCUCGUCAAGAAAACAGGGCCAUUGGUGAUAUUAUUGGCUCUGCAACUAGUGCUCGGUGAAGAAGUGGCCCGAUAUGAUAACUAUAAAGUGUAUCAAGUGACCGCUAGGACCAAACAACAACUGGAAACGUUAAAUGAUAUCCAAAUGAACAGUGAUGCCUACAUAUUCCUGGAAAGUGGCCACAAGGCUGGCGAUAAAUUCACCAUCGUUGUGCCGCCCCACAAGUUGGCUGAUUUUGCUGAGACCUUGGAAAACGAGAAAAUUUGUGGGUGGGUCAUCAAUUCGAACGUGCAACAAUCUAUUGACGACGAACGAAAUCGGAUGCAAUCGAAGCGGUUGAAGGGUGUGUUCGAUUGGACGGAGUAUCACGAUCUGGGGGAAAUCCACGCGUGGUUGGAUAAGUUAGCUGCGGAAUAUAAGGAAGUGGAAUUAGUUGAAGGAGGGCGAUCGUAUGAAAAUCGAUCGAUAAAAGGAGUGAAAUUGUCAUACAAACCCGGAAAUCCUGGAAUUUUCAUUGAGGGGGGCAUUCAUGCUCGCGAAUGGAUUUCUCCCGCAACGGUCACUUACAUUUUGAACGAGUUACUCACCAGCCAGGACAGCAGUGUGAGAAAAACAGCGGAAAGUUAUGAUUGGUAUAUUUUCCCCAGUGUGAACCCCGACGGCUAUGUUUACACUCACCGGAGAAAUCGGUACUGGCGAAAAACUAGAACUCGUUAUCCUGCCGGAUGCUUCGGGGCGGAUCCUAAUCGAAAUUGGGACUUCUAUUGGGCAGUAGCAGGAGCGAGCAAGCGUUGUUAUGCCGAAUCGUAUGCAGGACCAAAACCGUUCUCGGAAAUCGAAACGAAAAGCCUUUCAGAGUACAUAAAUUCCCUCAGUGGAAAAAUCCAAGCUUACAUCGCAUUCCAUUCAUAUUCGCAACUUCUUCUGUUCCCGUACGGCCAUACAAGCGAACAUACACCGAAUCAUGACGACUUGAAUGACAUUGCGAAUGCGACCGUCACGUCACUUGCAAAGCGGUAUGGAACCGAAUAUCGUUAUGGGAACAUCUACGAUGCUAUCUACCCGGCCAGCGGAAGCAGUAGUGAGUGGGCCUACGGAGCUCAGAAUGUGCGAUUGUCCUAUACUUAUGAAUUACGACCCAUGGGUGGAUACAACGGUUUUGUGCUCCCCCCAGAGCAGAUUAUACCGACCGGUGAAGAGACUCUUGAUUCCUUGGUGACUUUACUCGAGGAAUCAGAAAAACGAAACUAUUUUAAGAUGUAAGAGUUAAAACAUAAGAAACUGUUAUGGUUCAAAAGUACAAUUAACAAUAAAGAGAAUUAUGAAUAAACUAUUUUCUUACAAUUUACAAUUUCUUACAAACGUACUAGGUAUGAUCACUUACGCAGGCAGGUCGGUGAUGUUUGCGUCAACACACAAGUAAAAAAUGCAAUGAAUAGUUCCUUUCCUUAUCUAACGUUAAAGUUCUCCAUCCUGCCAAAUCCCGCCAAAUUUCAUAUUUCAAAACAUUUCGAAUACCUAAAUUAAAUAUGUUAGAAUAUUUCCACUAACUCAAAUUGUUUUGAGUUGUGACUGUUUUGAACCGGCUGCUUGUCAGAUUGAUUGCAUCAGUAUCUGCAUCAGUGACUGCAAAUUAAUCACCAGAAGACAUAAUCAGCUCAUGCAAAUAAGAACGU
Molecule: messenger RNA, 1701 nt
Organism: Armigeres subalbatus
Lineage: Eukaryota; Metazoa; Arthropoda; Insecta; Diptera; Culicidae
Product: zinc carboxypeptidase A 1-like
Exons: 1
Coding region: 20-1288 (422 amino acids)
Biological process (GO): proteolysis
Molecular function (GO): metallocarboxypeptidase activity; zinc ion binding
Source: RefSeq, a predicted model, not a curated record